CAGGAAGUUGUUGUUGGCAGGGACUCUGCCAACUCUGAGCGCUCAUUAGCUGGAUAUCUCAUUUUAUUAACUAAAAUCCAACAUUUGCAGCUGAGGAGGGGGAAGGAGUAUACAGGAGACACCAUGUUGGUCCCCAUAUUCACUCUGAAGCUGAACCAUAAGAUUAACCCUCGCAUGGUGACUGUUGGGAAGUUUGAUGGAGUCCACCCAUGUCUUACUGCAGCCACACAGGCUGGAAAGGUUUUUAUCCACAACCCUCAUGCUCGUGGUCAGAGACCUGUGGCCCACCGACUGAGCCAGAGCACCCAGGACUCUGAUAUCUCUCUGCUCAACAUCAACCAGGCAGUCACUUGUCUGACAGCAGGGACACUGGGACCAAACACCGCUGGAGACACGCUGUUGGUGGGAUCUCAGACCAACCUGCUGGCCUAUGACGUCCAUGACAAUGCUGAUAUAUUCUACAGGGAGGUGACGGAUGGGGCCAAUGCUAUUGUGUUGGGAAAACUCGGGGACAUCCCGACUCCUCUUGCCAUCAUUGGAGGGAACUGCGCCUUACAAGGCUUUGACUAUGAGGGCAACGACCACUUCUGGACAGUAACUGGAGAUAAUGUCAGGUCUCUGGUGCUCUGUGACUUCACUGGGGAUGGAAAAAAUGAGCUCCUGGUAGGAUCAGAGGACUUUGAUAUCAGGGUAUUCAAAGAGGAUGAGCUUGUCUCUGAGAUGACUGAAAAUGAGACAGUAACAUCACUGUGUCAUAUGCAUGGAAGCAGGUUUGGCUAUGCCCUGGCCAAUGGCACUGUGGGAGUUUAUGACCGCACCGCCCGCUACUGGAGGAUUAAGUCAAAGAAUCACGCAAUGAGCAUCCAUGCCUUUGACCUGAAUGCAGAUGGGGUGGUGGAGCUUAUCACUGGCUGGUCCAAUGGAAAGAUUGAUGCUCGUAGCGACCGCACAGGCGAGGUCAUUUUCAAAGACAACUUCUCCUCUUCUGUGGCCGGAGUGGUGGAGGGAGACUACAGGUUGGAUGGACAGCAGCAACUUAUCUGCACCUCCAUAGAGGGGGAGGUCCGUGGUUACCUGCCGGCCAGUAAGGACCUUAAAGGGAAUCUCAUGGACUCCAGUGCUGAACAGGACCUCAUUAGAGAGCUCAGCCAGCGCAGACAGAAUCUCCUGCUGGAGCUGCGCAACUAUGAGGAGAAUGCCAAGGGUGUGUCAGAGACAAACAGUGGGGUGGGUGUCAUACCAGCCAAUACUCAGCUCCAGACAGCGCUGUCAGUGAGACCUGCUACAGAGGCCCAGAAGGCUCAUGUAGAGCUCAGCAUUUCAACACCAAAUGAAACCAUUAUCCGUGCAGUGCUCAUCUUUGCUGAGGGGAUAUUUGAGGGCGAGAGCCACGUUGUCCACCCCAGUGCCCAGAACCUCUCAGGCUGUAUCCGAGUCCCCAUUGUCCCCCCAAAAGAUAUACCAGUAGAUCUGCACAUCAAAGCCUUUGUUGGAGGGAAAACGAGCACCCAGUUCCACGUGUUUGAGAUCACUCGUCAGCUGCCUCGUUUCUCCAUGUAUGACAUCACAGUGGACUCCUCAGCUGCUCCGCCCCCUGGAAGGGUCACCUUCAGCAUCAACGACCGACCUCAGCGGGUGGUCAUGUGGCUGAACCAGAACUUCCUGCUUCCAGAGGGAGUCGACAGUCCGGAUGUCACUUUUAAUUCACUAAGAGGAGGGGGACUGUUGUCCAUCAGCAUGGCCAGCAAUGGACAAAUCACUCUGAGAACCGAUGACAUUGAUCUGGCGGGAGAUCUGGUCCAAUCACUGGCCUCCUUCCUGGCAAUAGAGGACCUGUCAGCAGAAGCAGACUUCCCUGGAUAUUUCGAGGAGCUACGGACCACGCUCACUGAGGUGGACGAGUUCCACUCCGUCCAUCAGAAGUUAACUGCAGCUAUGGCCGACCACUCCAACUACAUCAGGAACAUGCUGGUGCAAGCAGAGGAUGCUCGCCUUAUGGGUGACAUGACAACGAUGAAGAAGCGUUACAGAGAGCUGUACGAUCUCAACAGGGAUCUGGUCAACGAGUAUAAAAUCCGCUCCAACAACCACAAUGCACUUCUGGCCUGCCUCAAGUCUGUCAACCAGGCCAUACAGCGGGCUGGUAGACUGCGAGUGGGUAAGCCCAAGAACCAAGUGAUCUCCGCCUGUCGAGACGCCAUCAAGAGCAAUAACGUCAACGCACUCUUUAGGGUCAUGAGAGCUGGCACUGCAUCCUCCUGAGGGCAGAAGGAGGGGGGGAAUGCAGGAAUGGGCAUAUAGAUGGACGAUCGAAGAGGAGGAAUGAUCACAAGCACAACCGAUCAGCACUGUAAUCUUGGACUUUAUCUAUUUCAAGAUGCCUGAUAAAUGACGAGCCUGGGACACUUCAGACUGUGGAAUGGGGACGCUGUCGUAGCCUUAAUCUUAUUUUUUCCCCAUGAUUUAGGAAUAAGCAACAUUUGGCACCAGCUCCAUAACACUUUGACUGUCCUUGAAACUUGAAAUCCUGUUAGCUCAGAAAUAAGAUGCUGACCACAGGCUUAGUGCUUUGGUAGAGUUGUCAUCCAUCUCAGUUUGGUAGAGCUUGAUUUAGUGCAGUUACAGCUUUGCUAAAUAAUUGUCCAAAUGAGCGUAGGAGUCAGCAGGCAGGAGUGACACAUCAGUUUAGAGACUUCAGCUAGACCAAAACAGGGACUGGAGACUUUCCCCGAACUGAGUACAGUGAUGCUGUGGAGAAAAUCAUUUUAAUUCAUUUAACUGAAAGGCUCAACAUAUUGUCCAACUUAAGUCCCGCCCCUUUUUGCCCUGUGCUCCAAUAGCAGUCGAGCAAGCUUCGGUCAGAACCUCGGUCAACCUUCUCCUUUCCUGUUCUCAGAUAUGCUAUGUGCUAGGCUAGUCUAUGUUGAAAAAGACAACCACAUUUUGAAGAUGGUUAAAAGAUAAAUAUAUACAGUAUAUAGUCACAGUUUGUGUUUGCUAGCUAACGGUAACAAGCUACCAGCUAAAUAGCUAGCCAAUCUACGUCAGUCGUUUGCUAGCUAGUUAUAUAUGAAUGCUAAUGUUAGCAAAAAAUAGCUAACUAGCUUGCUAAUUUACAUUGAUUGUUGAUUGGUAGGUAUCAUCAUGUCGCAUAUAUAAAGGUUUAUAUUUAAACAAUCUGCAGAAUUUGGUUGUCUUUUUCAACACAGACGAGCUCAGCACGUAGCAGUACUAAGUACAGAAAAGGAGAAAUUUGACCGAGGUUCUGACUGAGGGUUGCUCAACUGUUAUUGGAGCACAGAGCAAAAAGGGGCGGGACUUAGGAAGGGUCAAAACAUGUCUUUUUCUUCAGUUACAUGCUCAUACAUACUGCCAGGCAGCAUCAGUAAACAGUUAUGCCUAAUAUCCGUCAAACUAGAGUUGUUCCAGGUGACUUUGUCUAAGAAAUGUUUAAACUUCAGAAAAGUCAUCCAAGCCAUCCGCAUCCACAAAGAAACAAGAGUUUGUAGAAAAUCUCCUGGAUCAGCACACGGACUGUUUAAUUCAGCUGACACAGCGAUGUUUAGAGAGAGCACAGCUGGAGCGAGACAGGGAGCAGCUCGCUCUCAGACCGAGAGCCGUGCCAUUGAAGUCACUGGUGGCGCUGAUCGUCUGUGUGACAGUCCGCUCACACUCAGUCUCUGCUCCCAGCUGUUGUGUGUUUUGUGUGGUGUUUGUAGCCAAAGAGAACUAUUGUAAAUUAAUGAAUGUCACAGAGGACCAAUGCUGUGUGUUUUAUCUUGUUUACCUUUUGUAGAUUGUACACAGAGAUUUUAAAUGUAAUUUUGUGUUUGACAGAUAAACUAUUAUUAAAUUAACUUGUGUUUUAAAA
Messenger RNA from Morone saxatilis (striped sea-bass), 3871 nucleotides. RefSeq names its product Bardet-Biedl syndrome 2 (gene bbs2). Lineage: Eukaryota; Metazoa; Chordata; Actinopteri; Moronidae. Gene Ontology annotation, cellular component: neuron projection; membrane; BBSome. Gene Ontology annotation, molecular function: protein binding. Gene Ontology annotation, biological process: non-motile cilium assembly. Bases 124 to 2262 code for a protein of 712 amino acids. The transcript has 18 exons. The record is from RefSeq and is a predicted model, not a curated record.